UUGGUUUCAACCAGUGGCAGUCAAGGAGUGUCUUCAGAUGUCACAACCAGUCUUCGUCCUUUCAACAGUCUUUGCAGUGGAGAACUGUCAGAAAUUCAUUUAUUUUUGUCAGUUGACUAGUUUAGCUUUGAAACAGUCAGACCUGGGGUGAAAACCAUCCGAAAAUCCACCUUCCUAGUGGGAUUUCCCCCACAAUCUGCUCAACAGCAGUGCCUUCUCCUGACUCCAUCCCGGGAUGUUUGCACAAGAGCCUCCAGCCCCUUCAGCAGCCUCCCUGCAUGCCCAGGAAUCCAGGAAGAACUGGCAGAUAGCAGAGAGCAAUGCGUUUGUUCAGACUGUCUUAGGAAGCGCAAGCAGCUCAUUUUCUUGCCCCAGGCAUGCAGAUUCACCGACUUCGAUGUCCUCUUAUAGCACCGUCGGCUCCGAGGCGGAGCUUAGAGAGGCUGUUGGCUUCAUGCGCAGAUUCCUCCAGGAAGGCCGGCAGGAUUCAACAGAGAAGGCAAAGUUCCUGGGCUGUGUGGAUAUCUACAACGCGAACACCAACAAGCAGAAGAGCAAGCGACUCAUGGAUCAGACCUACAAUCCAUCUGUGAUCAGAGAUACCCUCAGGCUCCUUCUCCCUGCAACAUCCUCGUCAGUGGCCAUGGAGCGGGAAGCAGCAUUGUCCAGAAUGACCAAACUGAUUGGCACCAUCACAAGCCACUGUAUCACUAGAGGAAUGAAGGACUUCAGGAUUGGGCAGCUGGUGGGAAGCAUGACCCUUUGCUGCCGUGACUCCAGCGAGGGGGUGCGCCAGUGGGCGGCUGAUGGGCUCCACCAUUUGUAUGCCUUGAUCUUGACCCAAAAGGGAAUAACCAUGACUUAUGACAGUCAGGAGUAUCUGGAUCUUCUGAAGGAGUGGGAGGAAGAAAAGAUCUUCUGGCUGGCCUGGUUCUCUGAUGUCAGUGACACCACCAUGAUAUUCAAAAAAUGCCUCCGUCCUGAUGAUCAGACAGAUUUCAUCCUAACUUCCAUCAGGGCCAUGGUAGACGAAAGCAUCCACAGUAAAAAGGCUGCCAUCCAAAUGUUGAAAGCUAUGCUGCGGGAGCCUAUACCUAAUCUGGUGAAGAUUCCCAAAGCCGUCAAGUUCAUUUAUCAUUGUAUGGAGCACAUCAGUGAUGCUUCAGCCCGUCAGGAGAUCUACAGAUAUCUCCGCCUUCUUGGAAACACCAAUGCUCAAGAGUUGGUGAAGGCACUCCUCGGAUGCUCCCUUCAGUGUGAUAGCACUGCAUCUGCCAUGUGGCAUGCCAUAACAUGCUUCUCCGAACUAGCAAAGAAGAUCCUGACCGAGCUGCAGAAUACCAUGCAGGAGAAGCCUCUCAACCCUGAUGAACCUGAUAUCAGGGCCGCUUUGCAGCCUUUGGCGGCCACUGCAGCUCUUCAUGACCUUCUGAGACAUCCAUCUCCGGCCUGCAGACAAGAGCUGAAAGCCAUGUAUCCCACGCUCUCCAUUGCGUUGCUGUGCCAGAUCUCCUACACCUUACACUUCACGCCUCAGGAGAUAGACAUCUACUGGAGGACCUGCAUCCAGCAAAAUAUCCCCACCCCUCCUGUCCCUUUCAGGUCUGCCUUGAGAACCUUCAGAUCUCUUAUCAGACGCGUAGGUGAUGGGGAUCAGACCCUCAUUAUGAAUGACAGGAGAGGCUCAGAGCUCCUGCUACACCGUGAGACUCACCAGAAGGGCAUCACCCUCUUUGCCAGAGCCCUGUUCAGAAACCAGGGAUGCUUCAAUUUGUUGCCCUUUCUGGUGGACAUUUUGGACAACAAAGAGGACACGAAGCACAUCACUGUAAUGACUUUCUUGGUUGAGCUUCUGCACCAGCAAACAUUUGAAGGCGAUGAUGAAAGCCUUAUCAUCCGGCAACUGAGCAAGCAGCUGAUGGCAGCUAGAUGUGAGCUCAGGUCUCUGGCACUUGAUGGCAUGCUUUACCUGGCUGAUUAUCCAGAGAAGGUGGUUAAACUGGAGCCUGCAUUGCCAGAUAUCCUGGCCAGACUGAAGGAAGCAAACCGAGAAAUCAACGUGAAGGCCCUCAAACUCUUGCCAAGCCUCUUGAGGAGCCUGCAGAACAAUGAAGCUAGUUCCCUCACGAUAGAUGUGGCUGCCAGGGUGCUCCCCCUUUUUGAUGACGCAUCCAACAAAGUGCGACUGGCAGCCAUCACGACUUUCAUCCUUCUGCUGGACACCGUCAAAAGAGGAGAGAGAGAGCAGAUGAGAGACCUCACCUUCCAAAGCCUGGUGCCACUCAUGGUGCACCUCCAAGACGAGAGUGUCCCUGUGGCCCAGGCUUGCUGGGAUGCUCUGAAGAGAAUUGAUGCGUAUAUGAAAUCCUUCAUCCAGUUGUUAAUCCAUGACUCUGACCAAUGGGGUUUCUGCAAAAGUCUUGUGAAGCGCUACAAGGAACACGGAGAAAACAUCCUUGUGGAUCAGACCUUGGUAUACCUUGAAAACCCCCGACGUUCCCUGAGAGAUGCAGCCAUGAAGCUCUUAGAAAUCUUUGCUCAGGAGACAAGGAGCAGAGAAACCUUAUGCGCCAUUGCUACUGUUCUGAAUCUUGCGAGGCUGACCAAUAAGCCAUCCAACAUGUACUUGGUGGCAUCUGAUAUUAUGGGGGCCAUGGGGCGCACAUCUACAGAAAGCUUCAUCGGGAGAUGUUUCAGCAGAUUCAGGACGAUGUGCAGGAAAUAAAACGGCUCUUCUUUGGUGGGGAAAAGGGGCCUGCUGUAUACCACUUGGGACCUCUUCCUGCGGUUCAGCUCAGUCCUGGAUCUUCUCCAUCUGGAGUCUUUUUCAUUCAAGCUGUCUCCCAUCCUGAGUCUGCUCCACCCAAGACGAGUUCCUGAUCAUCCCCUGGAAGCUUGAAGGGACUGGCCGGCUGUUUCCAUCUCCCUGGCCUGAUCGCUGACCAUGCCCGCUGUCCCUCAUCUUCUGGGGGUGGGAUACUUGGCCAGAAUCACAGCUCAGAGUCUGCCGUGCCGCUAAUGUAAGGAUGUGUUACUGCUCUGAGCAGUCAUGGAUGGACAUGUCAAGCCCCUCUGUCUCUUCUGGUCCCUCCACUUGUUUCCUCAAGGGAUUUCUCCCUCUUCGCUUCCUCUGGUGCUCUGCGUGGCAGCGUAUUGUUUCACGAGGCCUCUCUAAACUGAGGAGUUGUUUCUGGAAUCUGGGAAUUAUCGGGGGAGGGAGGAUUUUGGGACCUCCCUGUUUAAUAUCCUCUUAUCUUUCUCUUCUAGUUGGUGGUGCAAAAGUUGCACUCAGGGUGGCGAUAAUGUGCAGAAAUGUAGGGUUUAGUUAUGUCUUACAUGUUUUACAUGUAUUAGGCUAAGAGGUUGAACAGUUUAAAAAAAAGUUGUAAAAGAUAUCUUCCCCAGUAUCACACUGAGAGCAAAAAAUACAUAAAUCAGAAAGCACUUGGUUUGUGAUUAUAUCUGGAAUAUAUGUAAAUAUAUCCCAAGAUAUAUCCCAGAAAACAACCUGUAUAAUGUUUCUUUGAAUACAGCAUGUGACUUCAACCACAUUUAGUGAGAAACUGUGUAAGAUUACAUUAUGGUCUAUGAUGCCAGUAUGCUACAUAAUGAUGUCUCUUGAUUGGCAGGAACUGAUGUGCAUGGUUGACUGUUAAUGUAAGAACAAUACAAAAUGGAACUCCUAAGUCAUCCCAUUGAGUUUGGGGAAUUCUCUCGACAUGGCUAUAGCACUAACCUAAACCAAUUUAAUGGUCAUAGGUUCCCUCCACAGGGACCCUGGAGUUCUUCUGUGAUAGGGCUAGUGACUGCAGACAGAGUUCUCAGUGCCUGCAUUAGAACUAUAAUUCCCAGGGCUCCGUGGGACUUCCCAAUUCCUUGACAGGUAAACUUGUUUGACAUUGAUUUAGGUAUCUAGACAUGCUAUCUGUCACUCCGAGUUGUAGUUAUUUCCAGUAUCUUCCCUUCACUUUUCUCAUUUCCCCUUUACUUUUUUUUUUUUUAAAUUCAGUUGUCUUUUUGAUACUGCUUGAAUGGCAUAUUUAUUUUAAGGGAUCUCCUCCCUUUUCUCACUAAGUUUAAAAUCUGUUUACUUUUCAAAUUUAUAUCCUCACUGUCAUUCUGAAUGUGUAAAAAUUCAUUUUGAAUUGGGAAACUGUAAUGUUAUAAUGCCAUGGAUUAUUGUAAACUGAAUGUGUGUGUAAUAAAUCCUGUGCCUUCCUUCCCUUGUAUUUAACUCCCGAUUCCAACACAAGUUUCAGGAUGGUUGCUACUACCAUUUCCUAAUUUAUAAGGGAUACAGAUCCAAUGGUCAACAUUACAGAAAAUAAACUUCCACUUUUGGUACAA
Messenger RNA from Hemicordylus capensis (graceful crag lizard), 4347 nucleotides. RefSeq names its product maestro heat-like repeat-containing protein family member 7. Gene Ontology annotation, cellular component: cytoplasm. Bases 236 to 2725 code for a protein of 829 amino acids. The transcript has 21 exons. Lineage: Eukaryota; Metazoa; Chordata; Lepidosauria; Squamata; Cordylidae. The record is from RefSeq and is a predicted model, not a curated record.